AUGGGUUCCGAAGCAAAGGCAAACGUUCUUCUGGUCGGUAGCGGCGGCGUUGGCACCAUUGGUGCCCUGAACCUCGAAGUCGGUGGAUUGGCAAGUGUCACUGCCGUCCUGCGGUCAAAUUACGAUGCCGUCGUGAAGAAUGGCUUCCACAUCAAGUCCUGCGACCACGGCACAAUCACCGGCUGGCGGCCAUCCAAGGUCGUCAAGAGUGUCCCCGACGUCCAGAAAGAAGGCCUCAAACCUUUUGACUACAUCGUUUGCACCACGAAGAACAUCCCAGACGUGCCGCCGACGCUCGUCGAUCUCAUCACCCCUGCCGUCACACUGGGCCACACAACCAUCGUGCUUAUCCAAAACGGACUCAACAUCGAGAAGCCCCUCUUCGCAGCAUUCCCGCAGAACGCCGUGCUGUCGGGCGUCAGCAUGAUCGGCUCGCACGAGGUCGGCCACGGCAUCAUCGAGCACGACGACAACGACCAGGUCAUCCUGGGCGCCUUCCGCAACCCCAAUCUCGAUCCGGCGCUGGAAGACAAGGCGGCCCAGGACUUCGUGCGCAUCUACAGCGCUGGCGGCAAGACCGAGUGCGAAUACACUCCCAACGUCGGCUACAGCCGCUGGCGCAAAUUGGUGUACAACGCGUGCCUGAACUCCAUCUGCGCUAUCACCGGCCUCGACACUGGCCGCAUCCGUCUGGCUGACUGCGGCAUCGAUUACCUGGUCCGCCCGGCGAUGGAGGAGAUCCGGGCGGCGGCGAAGGCGGCAGGACAUGAGCUCCCUGCUGAUGUCGCAGAUACAAUGAUCAAUGUCGAUCCGUUGACCAUGUAUCUGCCGCCGAGCAUGCUGAACGACUUGCGGAAGGGCAAUUUCAUCGAGGUCGAGAAUAUUCUUGGUGAACCUCUGCGAGAAGGCAAGGCUAUGGGCGUGCCGAUGCCUACAUUGAACGUGCUGUAUGGGAUGUGCAAGGCCAUUCAAUGGCGGACAAAGGAAUCGCGAGGUUUGGUGAAGAUUCCGCCGAAGGGAGACUUCGUCGCAAAAUGA
This is a messenger RNA of Lasiodiplodia theobromae, 1038 nucleotides long. Its product is annotated as 2-dehydropantoate 2-reductase. Gene Ontology annotation, molecular function: 2-dehydropantoate 2-reductase activity. The record is from RefSeq and is a predicted model, not a curated record. Lineage: Eukaryota; Fungi; Ascomycota; Dothideomycetes; Botryosphaeriales; Botryosphaeriaceae. The coding region runs from base 1 to 1038 and encodes 345 amino acids. The transcript is spliced from 3 exons. Gene Ontology annotation, cellular component: cytoplasm. Gene Ontology annotation, biological process: pantothenate biosynthetic process.